Messenger RNA from Penaeus vannamei (Pacific white shrimp), 993 nucleotides. The record is from RefSeq and is a predicted model, not a curated record. NCBI's taxonomy places the organism in Eukaryota, Metazoa, Arthropoda, Malacostraca, Decapoda, Penaeidae.
AUGAUCCGGAAGCCGGAACGGGGCGGCGAAAACGUGGGUGUGAAAUCUACGGCUCUUGAGAUAAUUACACAUAGGAGACAAGGUUUUGACUCCGAUGUUCUCCUGUCACCACUUCAAACCCUUAAGAAUGACAAUACCAUUGUAAUUACUAAACCAGACAAGGGACGAGGAGUUGUUAUUUUAAACAAAUGUGAUUAUGAACAAAAGUUAAUGGAUAUUCUCAGUGACAAAACAAAAUUCAAACAAAUCACGACAAAAAUUUCCACCCAUCUGUUAUAUUUAGAAGACAAACUAAAUAGACUUCUUCAUACUAUCAAAGCAUCCAUUAACAUAAACCCCUACAACUCUCUUAUGACUUCUGGAUCCAGACCUGGUGUUCUUUAUGGACUACCCAAAGUUCAUAAACCUAAUAUCCCUUUAAGGCCUAUCAUUUCCUCGAUUGGCACUUUCAAUUACAACACCGCAAAAUUUCUUGUUCCCAUCAUCUCCCCUUUAACAUCCAAUCAAUAUACUAUUGAUAAUUCCACAUCCUUUGUUAAAGAAAUCACGUCUCUGAACUUCCAACAACCCGUCACUAUGGCGAGUUUUGAUGUCGAGUCGUUAUUCACAAACGUGCCUCUACAAGAGACCACGGAGUUGAUAGCUAACAACCUGGACAAUACUUAUCUUGACAAAUAUGGUUUGGAUACGAUUACCUUCAAAAAGUUAUUGGAAAUCACUGCCAAUCAUUCAGUUUUUACGUUUAACGACUGCCUAUAUGCACAAACAGAUGGCGUAGCUAUGGGCUCUCCACUUGGCCCCUCCUAUGCUAAUGCAUUUCUAUGUCACCAUGAGAAAAGCUGGCUUGAUAACUGCCCGCCUGAAUUCAAACCCCUACAUUAUCGUCGGUCAUCGUAUGUCAGGGUAGCAGUUUGGCAGAGUUUUUGCAUAAUGCGGCGGUCACCACAUGGUAAACUCCCCACUGCUUCACGAAAUCCAAAAACUCCUUGCUAG